AUGGCCCACUCCCAUUCCCGCUCACUCGAUGCCAAGACAGAGAAGGGGGAAAAAAGGUUUGCCAAGGAAUGUGGCUUUGUUGCGAGAUGUUGCAUGAUGAGAUUUUCCGAUGCACUGUUUCGGACGCUGAGCUUCCGUCCGGUAUAUUCUCUUAAUGUAGAGUUGAAUUCCAUUAGCGGCGGGAAAGACAAACUCUCGUUACAGUAUCUGAUCCUCUAUUCUCGUUGCGUCAUAAAGUCCUUCGAUCAAGCAGUCAAAGGUCACACCGGACCAAGAAUGUCGUUUUCAACAUAUAAAGCAAAGGUGAAUGACGAUUCUGAUGACUUAUCAGAUGCCGUGAGAGAUGUCAUCCUCUUGGCCGCCGUGGUCGUGGUGUCGUCGGCGAGGCUGAGUGAAGCCAAGAGCGAUGACGACUUUGUGGAUACGUUUGAGCUGGACGACAGCGACGACGCUUACGAUGACGACAACUCCUCCGACUCUCGCGAUUUUCUGACUCCGUUCAAGACGCGUGACUCUGAGAAAGGUAGGGAUCCUUCGGUUAAAGAAGUGAAUGGAGGUCAGUUACCAUUUUUGGAAGCUUUUGAGUCAGAAUUUGGUGUGAGAAUCAUAAAUGCGGAUGAGGAUAAUGAUGGUGAUGAUAUUGAUGACGAUGUUGAUGAUUAUGUAGACUUAGAGAAUGCAAGGAGUGAAAAUAUUGAUGAUGAAAGUGGUGAUAGGGAGAGUGAAGAUAAGAAAAUUGGGAUUAAAUUCGAGAUUGAUGACGUAGACGCAGAAGACGAUGAUAAUUUCACAGACGAAGAAUACGGAGAUAAUAUCAAAGAUACGACUGAUAAAAGUAAGCAAAGAAGUAUAACAGUUUCAAGUAUCUUUGAUUCGGAACGUGAUCAAACAUCACAUAAAAUGCUGGGUAAUAAAAGCAAAAUUAUUAGUGUGAAUGAGGAUUAUGUUAAUGUGGAUGGUAUGAAUGAGAGUGAUAAUGAUGAUGAUGAUGAUGUGGUUAAUAGAAGAUUUGUUGAAUAUGACGAAAGUGUAGCUGAACAGGACUAUGACUCAACAGAAUAUACUAAAGAUUCCAACACGUAUGACGCAAAACCCUUUGAAAAAUCGCGUCCUACUUUAACCGAGAUUCUCUUGCCUCCACCACGAAGGACGUAUCCCCACAGGCAUUAUUCUCUCGCACCGUUAGACUCCUUCCAGUUUCAGGAUACCCCUGACUCCUUAAGACCAUCCAGUCCCUCAUCCAUAUCUCCAUCUCAGUCCCUAUCCCCAUCCCACUCAUUAUCCUCAUCCUCACUCCUAUCCUCACCCCCCUCUCUGCCCCAAUCCCUCUCCCCAUCCUCAUCCUACUCCUCAUCCCCGUCCUCCUCCUUCCAGACGUCACCCUCAUACCCAGAGUCACAGGACAAACAUCGAUUUUCCACACAGGACAACCACAGUUCUUUCUCCCAGAACAGGUACAAGUUUAACGUAAAGAAUCGCCACAGAUAUUUCUCCCUUGAGUCUGUAUCCCGUCAGGCAUUUCACUCAGAAGACGAUGACGAUAAUUCUGGUACUGAAGACGACUACAGCGACGACGUUGAUGACGACGGCCAAAACGCCAACGACUUCCAUAACAAUGACCGCAACAAAACGCAUUUCGCCGUCUUCCUUCCUCCUUCUGCACCGACUCCCUCAGCAGCCAAUGUCCUUUCUUCAUCCACAUUAACAGCAAAACGACCCUUACUCUCACGACCUUCGCUGCCCUCCUUCGGUCGUCGAAUUCCCGAGUCACCUGCUUUAUUAACGUCUGUUGCUUCUCCUCGAUCGCCGCCGACAGAAGCUGAUCCGUUCCCUUCAAGGCCAACGCCCCUCUACCAGACGCCGGGGAGGAAAAUGCCGUACCGGUUCUCUUACGGAGUCCAUGACCGAGACACACAAUUCGGACAGCGGGAGGAAAGUGACGGCAACAGGGUGUCCGGACAGUACCACGUUCUCCUGCCCGGGGGAGUGAGGCAGAUCGUCACAUACUACGCCGACGAGACAGGCUACCACCCCACCAUCACCUACCUGCCCGCGCGCGCCCCUCACAGGGCCCCCGCGCCCUCUCUUCCCACGCCGAGUUCCUCAGCGCCGCCCUCGGGGUCGUUCGGCGCGAGACUGGUCGCUGGGAAUGGAGGAGACGCUGAUGAUUCCUCAGAGGAUGCUCCUGCGGGAUCGACGGGCUCAUCCUACAGCCGCUACUUCAUUAGGGAAGAUGAUUCGGACGAGAUCGCGGCGCCGAGGAUUCCUGCGACGAACCGCGGCUCCCACGUCCGGAGUCCGUCCCGUCGAGUCAGUGCCUUCGCCCGGGGCCGUCUGGAGUCUUUGCAUCUCCCCCGACGGGAGUCUGCGGCCCAGAGUUCAAGCGCUUCUGUCGUCAGAGGGGUUCCUCUAGCCCAGGCAGUAGCGACGGGUCGAGGGAGAACUCCGUCAGCGUCGAACUUCGUCAGGAGGUUGGAGGUCGUCCCGGCUGGGUCUCUGAAGAUCCAGUCCCGCGUUGGACGCCUCCUUGGCUCGCCCGCCUUUGUGCCCGCCUGAGGCCCUUCUCCAGGCUCCAGUGCCACCGAUUCAGUCUUGUUCAAUGAGCUUAUGGUUUAUGGUUCAAUUUGAUGCAAUGUAAUCUUCACUAUGUUUCAGAUGGUUAAGUCACCUUCUAAAUAUUCUCCGAAAAGGAUAUUCAGUACAUUUCUAUCAUAUAGGCACGCACACGCACGCACAUG
This is a messenger RNA of Penaeus monodon (black tiger shrimp), 2738 nucleotides long. RefSeq lists its product as uncharacterized. The transcript has 6 exons. Bases 1 to 2556 code for a protein of 851 amino acids. The record is from RefSeq and is a predicted model, not a curated record. NCBI's taxonomy places the organism in Eukaryota, Metazoa, Arthropoda, Malacostraca, Decapoda, Penaeidae. Gene Ontology annotation, cellular component: extracellular matrix.